CUUACACACUAGGGUACAAUUUUUUCUUGUUAUGCGAUUGAGAAUUUCUUUUAUCGGAUUUUCUUCGCAUUGUCUCCGUCAUUGCUCCAACAAGAUUUCAAGAAGUAUUACUUCCUCUAUUUCACUCAAAAUUAGUUCUUCUUUACUCAAUAUGUCAGAAGAGCAGUUAAGCAAAAAUGAACUAAAAAGAAGGCUUAAAGCUGAGCAAAAAGCUAAAGAAAAGUUAGAAAAAUUAGCUAUAAAGUCAUCAGAGAGCAGUGACGUGAAACCGAAAUCAGAGGAAGGUGGUGUAGUUGAAGAUGAAGAAAUUCUUGAUCCAAAUCAAUACUAUAAAAUUCGUCAACAAUCAGUUGCAACAUGGAAAAAAAAAGGAGAAAAUCCUUAUCCUCACAAAUUUCAUGUUUCAAUAUCAUUAACUGAAUUUAUUGAAAAGUACACAAAUAUUGAGUCAGGUUCAUGGAGUGAAGAAAAAGUUAGUGUUGCAGGAAGAAUUCAUGCUAAGCGUAUUUCUGGUCCUAAAUUAAUUUUUUAUGAUCUUCGUGGUGAAGGAGUUAAAAUUCAAAUCAUGGCUGAUCACAAAUCUUCUGAACAAGAUUUUGCUGCAAUUCAUGGUAAACUUAGAAGAGGAGAUAUUGUUGGGGUUACUGGACGCCCAGGAAAAUCAAAAAAAGGUGAACUAAGUAUACAGCCAACAAAUAUUGAACUUCUUUCUCCUUGUUUGCAUAUGCUUCCUCAUUUGCAUUUUGGAUUAAAAGACAAGGAAACUCGAUUUCGACAGAGAUAUUUAGAUAUUAUUUUAAAUGAACAAGUCAGACAAAAGUUUUAUACACGAAGUCGAAUAAUAAAUUAUGUUAGGAAAUAUCUUGAUCAGUUGGGUUUUUUAGAGAUAGAAACUCCUAUGAUGAACAUGAUACCUGGUGGAGCAACAGCUAAACCUUUUAUUACACAUCACAAUGACUUAAAUAUGGAUUUGUUUCUUCGCGUUGCCCCUGAGCUGUACCAUAAAAUGCUUGUUGUAGGAGGAAUUGACAGAGUUUACGAAAUAGGGCGUCAAUUCCGUAAUGAAGGAAUAGAUAUGACUCAUAAUCCUGAAUUUACAACAUGUGAAUUUUAUAUGGCAUAUGCUGAUUAUAAUGAUGUUAUUGAAAUUACUGAAAAGAUGCUCUCAGGUAUGGUUAAAUCACUAUUUGGUACCUAUAAACUUAAGUAUCAUCCUGAGCGUACUGAUGAGGCUGAGGGAGAAGAAUGGGAAAUAGACUUUACACCACCUUUUAGAAGAAUUUCUAUGUUAGCCGAACUUCAAAAGGUUCUAAAUGUAACAUUUCCAAACUUUGAUCUAAACACUGAAGAGGCACGCAAAUAUUUUGAUGAUUUAUGUAUUAAAAAUGGAGUUGAAUGCAGUCCACCGCGUACUGUUUCACGUCUUCUUGAUAAAUUAGUAGGUGAUUAUUUGGAAGUACAUUGUAUUAACCCAACAUUUAUCAUGGAUCAUCCUCAGAUAAUGAGUCCUCUUGCAAAAUGGCAUCGAUCUCAACCAGGUCUAACUGAACGUUUUGAACUAUUUGUAUGUCGAAAAGAAAUUUGCAAUGCUUACACUGAAUUAAAUGACCCUUACAUUCAAAGACAAAUGUUCACAAACCAAGCCAAGGAUAAAGCUGCCGGAGAUGACGAAUCUAUGUUUUAUGAUGAAGGUUUUUGUACUGCAUUAGAAUAUGGAUUACCGCCUACAGCUGGUUGGGGAAUGGGAAUCGAUAGAUUAUGCAUGUUUUUUACUGAUUCUAAUAAUAUAAAGGAGGUGCUAUUUUUUCCUGCUAUGAAACCAGACGACAACAAACGUGAAACUGCUUCGUAAACGUUUAACUUGUCGAUAUAUAAAACAUCACUUAAAACUGUUUCUCGAAAACGUAAAAAAAUAUUUGUUUUAGUAUCUUUUGAGGUAUAGAUACCAAUUAGUGUCACUU
Messenger RNA from Hydra vulgaris (swiftwater hydra), 1961 nucleotides. Its product is annotated as lysine--tRNA ligase. NCBI's taxonomy places the organism in Eukaryota, Metazoa, Cnidaria, Hydrozoa, Anthoathecata, Hydridae. Gene Ontology annotation, cellular component: cytoplasm; aminoacyl-tRNA synthetase multienzyme complex; mitochondrion. The record is from RefSeq and is a predicted model, not a curated record. Gene Ontology annotation, molecular function: lysine-tRNA ligase activity; tRNA binding; ATP binding. Gene Ontology annotation, biological process: lysyl-tRNA aminoacylation.